UGAGACCUUUGCUCCACGAGGUGGCUGUGGAGGGAGGGACGCUGACUCCAGAGGCUGCCGGGAUCGGGAUCGGGUGGGGGAGUCUGGGAAGCAGCCCCUCUCUCAGAGCGAGAGCCUCGGGGUGAGGAGAGAGGGGAGAGACGUGGAGUCCUGCCCGCUGCGGGAAACCGACUGUCUGCUUGAGGGUCCCCGUGAGUUCCGCUCUAGUCACCGCCAGCACCACCACGGCAGGCUCAGCACAGGGGACUGCACUAUCCUCCUGUCCCAGCAAGGGGGCUCCAGAGACUGCACAGCCAGGAAGUCUGGUGGCCUGGGACUCGGGCAGCAUUUUGGUAAUGUCCAGGGCUCCAGGAAGAGAUGUCCUUGUGGCUGGAGGCCCCUGUGCCUGACUCUGCGGUGGAGCUGUGGGAGCCGGAGGCCUUGGAUACCAGCAGCCAGGUCCAAGGAGGCAGCAGCUGUGCCCUUAGCAAGGAAGCCAGGAUGCCCCCAUCUGCCAGGGACACUAUGGUGGUGGGGUUGGAGGCAGGGGAGCCCACAGCCCUGCUGCCGAGGGUGGAGGCCUUUCCAGAGCCCACAGAGCUCCGACCGCAGAAGCGGAAGAAGGGGCCGGCCCCCAAGAUGCUGGGCAACGAGCUGUGCAGCGUGUGUGGGGACAAGGCCUCCGGCUUCCACUACAAUGUGCUGAGCUGCGAGGGCUGCAAGGGCUUCUUCCGCCGCAGCGUCAUCAAGGGGGCAUGCUAUGUGUGUCACAGCGGUGGCCACUGUCCCAUGGACACCUACAUGCGUCGCAAGUGCCAGGAAUGUCGGCUUCGCAAGUGCCGCCAGGCGGGCAUGCGGGAAGAGUGUGUCCUGUCAGAAGAACAGAUCCGCCUGAAGAAACUGAAGCGGCGGGAAGAGGAACAGGCUCAAGCCAUGUCCACAACCCCGAGGGCUGGCUCGCCACCCCAGGCCCUGCCCCAGCUCAGCCCAGAGCAGCUGGGCAUGAUCAAGCAGCUGGUCGCUGCCCAGCAGCAGUGUAACAAGCGCUCCUUUUCUGACCGACUUCGUGUCACGCCCUGGCCCAUGGCACCAGAUCCCCAGAGCCGGGAGGUCAGGCAGCAGCGCUUCGCCCACUUCACGGAGCUGGCCAUCGUGUCCGUGCAGGAAAUUGUUGACUUUGCCAAACAGCUUCCCGGCUUCCUGCAGCUCAGCCAGGAGGACCAGAUCGCUCUGCUGAAGACUUCUGCGAUUGAGGUGAUGCUUCUGGAAACAUCCCGGAGGUACAACCCCGGGAGCGAGAGCAUCACCUUUCUCAAGGAUUUCAGUUAUAACCGGGAAGACUUUGCCAAAGCAGGGCUGCAGGUGGAGUUCAUCAACCCCAUCUUCGAGUUCUCCAGAGCCAUGAAUGAGCUGCAGCUCAAUGAUGCAGAGUUCGCGCUACUCAUUGCCAUCAGCAUCUUCUCGGCAGACCGUCCCAAUGUGCAAGACCAGCUGCAAGUAGAGAAGCUGCAACACACCUACGUAGAGGCCCUGCAUGCCUACGUCUCCAUCCACCACCCCCAUGACCCACUCAUGUUCCCGAGGAUGCUAAUGAAACUAGUGAGCCUCCGCACGCUGAGCAGCGUCCACUCGGAGCAAGUGUUCGCCCUGCGUCUACAGGACAAAAAACUACCCCCACUGCUCUCUGAGAUCUGGGAUGUACACGAAUGACAGUGUCUAGCUGUCCACUGGAGGUGGAGCAGAGCAAGAAGGACAAACAUUCCUGGGAGCGGGGUGACAGAGCUCCUCUGUGGUUUUACAGAAGUUUGCAAGGGUUGGGGUUUGGAGGCCGCUGGACUGUGGGGCUUGCUAGAGCUGUGUUCUACUAAAGACCUCAUGUCCUGCCGAAUGACAGACCUGGGGGCCACCAUGCACAAGGUUCUCCAGGGUUAGCCCUGCCCAUCCUGCCUCUACCACUUCCUGUUUUUCCCCACAGGGCCCCAAAAGAAAUUCUCCACUGUCACUUUGCGGGUUGGCCAUAAAUGCCUUGAGGCUACCACAGAGAAGAUAGGUCUGGCCUGUUGGAACAGGAAGAUCCAGAUAAAUGCAGAGUGAUAAAUGCAAACUAAUUUCUGGAUUGGGGGGUGGGAGUGCAGCGAGGAGGAGGAAGCCUGUGUCCUGCAGGAUCCGCUGCCUCUAGACUCAGUAAAGGAAAGCCACAAGUGACAGCCGCGGGAGCCAGCCAAGGUGGGGGAUGUUCCGCCUUCUAGCCAGGUUGUGCCACGGAUGAAAUGCUGAGGUUUCGACGCUCCUCUCUACUUUAACGAUCCAGUGGUCGUGUGUGUACAGUGUCUUAGUUUUUCCGCUGGCAUGUGAAAAAGGCACAAACUGAAAUACCCAGAGCCAGGUCGGUUCCACUUCUGGGCCCAGACCCUGUGAGUUAGGAAGAAAAGCCUCUCAAUUUACUCGAGGCCACCAGGGACCUGCUAAAUUCUCCAAAGCCUGAACUCCACUUCCCAGUAGGCGUCGCGGCGCCGGCCACGCCCCCUCUCCUGGGUGCGCGCCGGGCAGGUGCUCCGGCGGCGCGCCUUCUUCUCUGCACCCCCGCCGCCCAGAAUUGGUAGGCUCUAGCGGCCGGGCUGCCUACUGGUCAGCUCAGGCAGCCGGGAACCUCCAAGUCGCGUGCGGGGGGAUCGAGGUGAGAUGUGAGAAGCCGGCCGGAAAGUCUCAGGGGCAAUUUAUUUUGAGAAGUCACUUUCAGAUUAAACAACUUUUCGUCGAAAUGAACUCAA
Messenger RNA from Cavia porcellus (domestic guinea pig), 2750 nucleotides. It is a transcript of the gene Nr1h3, whose product is annotated as nuclear receptor subfamily 1 group H member 3. The transcript has 11 exons. The record is from RefSeq and is a predicted model, not a curated record. Lineage: Eukaryota; Metazoa; Chordata; Mammalia; Rodentia; Caviidae. Gene Ontology annotation, molecular function: RNA polymerase II cis-regulatory region sequence-specific DNA binding; zinc ion binding; nuclear receptor activity. Bases 358 to 1689 code for a protein of 443 amino acids. Gene Ontology annotation, biological process: positive regulation of transcription by RNA polymerase II; negative regulation of transcription by RNA polymerase II; cell differentiation.